AUGGCCUUCGGAUCCUUCAAGUUGUCUCGAAACUCCACUGAGAUGCUUGAUGACCAAUCUCCAGGAUGCUCAAUCGAGAUCUCCGCAUCAAGGGCAACCAUCAUCAAAAACUCGGUCAAGAUAUUCGAGCAACAGCUCAAAAACAAUUGGACUCGUCAAAAGGUUCCCAAGGGCACGAAGAAAGACUUUCAACAAACACUCGGCGCCGGGAAAACUACUUUCUUGCCACGGAAGGGAGAGCUCAUUUCAAAGGACGACAUGAUAGAGCUGUCACGCUCAUUGCACUCCGGCAACUCUCGUUGGCAGAUCAAGCAGAUGUCGCGAGAAAAGUGGCCAACAACCGCAUUUCAGCGUUACCGAGGCCAUUGA
This is a messenger RNA of Penicillium diatomitis, 369 nucleotides long. RefSeq lists its product as uncharacterized. NCBI's taxonomy places the organism in Eukaryota, Fungi, Ascomycota, Eurotiomycetes, Eurotiales, Aspergillaceae. Bases 1 to 369 code for a protein of 122 amino acids. The record is from RefSeq and is a predicted model, not a curated record. The transcript is spliced from 2 exons.